GCGGCCCGGAAAAUGGCAGCUCGCUGGAGUAGUGAAAAUGUGGUGGUUGAGUUUCGAGACUCGCAGGCCACAGCUAUGUCAGUGGAGUGCCUUGGGCGCCUUGCAGUGUUGUCUGGGCGUCGUUUUUUAUACAUAGUAAAUUUGGAUGCACCAGCUGAGAUUCCACGGAAGAUUUCCAGACAGAGUAAAUGGGACAUAGGGACGGUGCAGUGGAAUCCCCAUGAGUCUUGCUGCUAUUACUUUGCUGCUUCGAGUAACCAGAGAGUUGAUAUUUAUAAGUGGCAUGAUGGGGCAGGUGAAAUCCAUACAUCUCUACAAGGACACACAAGAGUCAUAAGUGAUCUUGAUUGGUCAUGGUUUGAGCCUGAGCUUCUGGUUACUAGCUCUGUAGACACCUACAUCUAUGUUUGGGAUACAAGGGAUACAAGGAAACCAACAGUUGCACUUUCAGCUGUAGCUGGUGCAUCACAAGUUAAGUGGAACAAGAGGAAUCAAAAUUGUCUAGCUACAAGCCAUGAUGGGGAUGUUCGUAUUUGGGACAAGCGGAAACCCAACACAGCAGUGGAGUAUGUAGCUGCACAUUUGUCUAAGAUUCAUGGUCUGGACUGGCAUCCUGAUAAUGAAUUUGUACUUGCAACAUCCAGCCAGGACAAUUCUGUGCGGUUUUGGGAUUACAGGCAGCCAAGAAAAUACCUCAAUAUUUUGUCAUGUCAGGUUCCUGUUUGGAAAGCUAGAUACACGCCAUUCUCAAAUGGCUUAGUGACUGUCAUGGUGCCUCAGCUGCGCAGAGAAAACAGCCUUCUCCUGUGGAGCAUGUUUGAUCUGAAUGUUCCUGUUCAUACUUUUGUGGGCCAUGAUGAUGUGGUGCUUGAAUUUCAGUGGCGUUGUCAAAAGGAAGGAUCAAAGGAUUAUCAGUUGGUGACAUGGUCAAGGGACCAGACACUGAGGAUCUGGCGUGUUGACAACCAGCUGCAGAAGCUGUGUGCCAAUGACGUUAUCGAAGCAGUUGAUGACCUGACUGAUGACGCAGAAAAGACUUUGCAUUUUCAGGACUCUGAGUUACAACAUACUCCUGUUCACGUUACUGAAGAUGAGGAAGCUCAGCGCAGUGAAGUUAAUUCAGGUGUUGCUUCAAAUGAGAAGCAGGAUAUUGUUGGACUACCACAGACACUACAACAGGAAUUCUCAUUGAUUAACCUUCAGAUUCGAAAUGUUAAUGUAGAGAUGGAUGCAGUAAACCGUAGCUGUGCAGUUACAGCACACUGCAGAAGUCAUCAAGUACGAAUGGUGGUUAUGUUUCCUGCUCAGUACCCUAACAAUGCAGCACCCACCUUUCAAUUUACAAACCCAACAACCAUCCCUUCAACAAUGAAGGCCAAGAUACUAAAGAUUUUAAAGGACACAUCCCUUCAGAAAGUGAAGAGAAAUCAGAACUGCUUGGAGCCUUGUGUGAGACAGCUGAUGUCUUGUCUUGAGUCAUGUCUGAAUCAGGAAGACAGCAGCAAUGGGCAUCCAUAUGUUCUUUCCAACUCUGUGAAUCCUCCACUUCCAACAUUUUCACGAGUCACUAACACCUAUGGGUCCUACCAAGAUGCCAACAUCCCCUUUCCUCGAACAUCAGGAGCACGCUUCUGUGGGCCAGGUUGCCUGGUAUACUUCACAAGACCCAUUACUAUGCACCGGUCGGUAUCCCCAACAGAACCUACUCCAAGGUCUUUGUCUGCACUUUCUGCCUACCAUAGUGGAAUGAUGACCCCUAUGAAAAUCCGCACAGAAUCCCAAAGCACUCUUCGCCUAUAUAGUGGAAGCCCUACUCGCAGCGAAAAAGAGCAAGUCUCUAUCAGCUCCUUUUACUACAAGGAACGAAAAUCUAGACGAUGGAAGACCAAGAGAGAAACAGUAGACUCUGGAAGUCGACCAAUAAAAGCUACAGGGAAAGUGAUUAUCCAGAAUAUUUCCUGCCUUUUGCCAUUACACAAACAACUUGGAGAAAUUUACAUAUUGAAUGUAAAUGAUAUUCAAGAGACCUGUCACAGGAAUGCUGCUGCUGCUCUUACAGUCGGGCGCAGAGACUUGGCCAAGGUAUGGGCUUUAGCUGCUGCAGCUACAAGCACUGACUUAUGUCCUGACCCUGACCCUGAUAUUGGCACACCAUGGGCACAACAUCCGUUUGGACGACACCUUUUGGAAACACUGCUCAACCAUUUCAGCUUGAUUCAUGAUGUUCAGACACUAGCUAUGCUCUGCUGCAUAUGUGAGAUGCAAUUUACCCAUCCAGAUUGUUAUACCCUUUUUGGACAGAAUGCACAUCGUUCAGCUGUAUUCAUGUCACAAUACAGAUUUUCCAGCUAUACAUCUUCUGGGUCCUGCUCCAGCACCUCGGAUUCUGGCAUGAAUAUCAGUGUCUGGAAUGUUGUUGGCAGGGAUCCUGAUCAUAUUUCCCCUUGGUGGGAAUCAUCUCCAGAUGACUUUCGUUGUGGAAACCAGACAUAUACAGAUCCCAGAGAACGAGAGAAAGAACAACAUGAUAAAAAUAAACGUUUGCUGGAUCCAUCAAAUACUCUGCAGUAUGAUGAGUUUAAGAAGUGUUAUGGAGAGAUAUUAUAUCGCUAAGGUUAA
Molecule: messenger RNA, 2619 nt
Organism: Polypterus senegalus (gray bichir)
Lineage: Eukaryota; Metazoa; Chordata; Cladistia; Polypteriformes; Polypteridae
Gene: wdr59
Product: WD repeat domain 59
Exons: 25
Coding region: 13-2613 (866 amino acids)
Molecular function (GO): protein binding
Source: RefSeq, a predicted model, not a curated record